UCGACGUCACGCGGGGAUUGAAUACAAUAGUGUGGGCGGCAAGGCAGAGGGACCGAGGUGGAGGGGCGGCGCAGCUUCCCUACCGCUACCUUGCCGGGGCUACGGAGAAGGCCGGCCACGCCUCCUCCGCCUCGUGACGUCACUCACGCGCCGCUGGUGGUGUGUCCCAUCUGCUUCGCACGCUCAUUGCCGUUUCACGGGUUGUCCCUUCGACCCUUUCCAUCACUACUCACUGGGGUCAGGCGGCCCGGAGGCGCAAUUCACGUGCCGAAAGCAGGAGAGCGGCGGACAGAGAGGCGUGUGUGCAGCCCCGGGCGGGUUCCGGCAGGCCCGCCGCGCGUGGCUGGGGAGGCGAGGGCAGAGCCCCGCUGCUUGGGGGUCCUGUCAGCGCGGUGCAGGAAUUGCUUCAUCAUGAGAAAUCUAAAGUUAUUUCGGACCCUGGAGUUCAGGGAUAUCCAGGCUCCGGGGAAACCUCAAUGCUUUUCUCUCCGAACUGAACAGAGGACAGUGCUCAUUGGCUCAGACCAUGGACUGAUGGAAGUAGACCCUGUGACUAGAGAAGUGAAAAAUGAGAUUUCUUUAGUGGCGGAAGGCUUUCUUCCAGAGGACGGAAGUGGCUGCAUUGUUGGCAUUCAGGACUUGCUGGAUCAGGAGUCUGUGUGUGUGGCCACGGCCUCUGGAGAUGUCAUCCUCUGCAAUCUCAGCACGAGCCAGCUGGAAUGUGUUGGGAGUGUGGCCAGCGGCAUCUCCGUCAUGAAUUGGAGUCCCGACCAAGAGCUGGUGCUUCUUGCAACAGGUCAACAGACCCUGAUUAUGAUGACAAAAGACUUUGAGCCAAUCAUGGAACAGCAGAUCCACCAGGAUGAUUUUGGUGAAAGCAAGUUUAUCACUGUUGGAUGGGGCAGGAAGGAGACGCAGUUCCAUGGAUCAGAAGGUCGGCAAGCGGCCUUUCAGGUGCAAAUGUAUGAGUCGGCUUUGCCCUGGGAUGACCAUAGACCACAAGUGACCUGGCGUGGUGAUGGCCAGUUCUUUGCUGUGAGUGUUGUUUGCCCAGAGACAGGAGCUCGGAAGGUGAGAGUAUGGAACCGAGAGUUUGCUUUACAGUCCACCAGUGAGCCUGUGGCAGGACUGGGACCGGCUCUGGCCUGGAAGCCCUCAGGUAGUUUGAUUGCAUCUACACAAGAGAAACCCAAUCAGCAGGAUAUUGUGUUUUUUGAGAAAAAUGGCCUUCUUCAUGGACAUUUUACACUUCCUUUCCUCAAAGAUGAGGUUAAGGUAAAUGGUCUGUUCUGGAAUGCAGAUUCCACCGUGCUUGCAGUUUGGCUGGAGGACCUUCAGAGGGAAGAAAAUUGCAUGCUAAAAACAUAUGUGCACGUUCUCUGUCAGGGCUGGCAUUACCUCUGCUAUGACUGGCACUGGACGACUGACCGGAGCUCGGGAGAUCAUUCGAGCGACAUGGCAAAUGUGGCUGUCAUUGAUGGAAGCAGAGUACUGGUGACAGUCUUCCGGCAGAGUGUCGUUCCACCUCCCAUGUGCACCUACCGACUGCUGCUCCCACACCCUGUGAAUCAAGUCAUGUUCUCUGCACACCCCCAAAAGAGUAAUGACCUCGCAGUCUUAGAUGCCAGUAACCAGAUUUCUGUGUAUAAAUGUGGUGACAGUCCAAGUGUGGACCCUACAGUGAAACUGGGAGCUGUGGGUGGAAAUGGAUUUAAAGUUUCUCUUGGAACACCUCAUCUGGAAAAGAGAUACAAAAUUCAGUUUGAGAAUGGUGAAGAUCAAGAAGUAAACCCGCUGAAGCUCAGCCUUCUCACCUGGAUUCAGGAAGACGUUUUCCUGGCUGUCAGCCACAGUCCCUCCCGCCCACAGUCUGUCAUUCACCAUCUGACCGUGGUGCCUCCUGAGGUGGAUGACGAGCACGGACAGCUCAGUGCCAGUUCAUCUGUGACAGUGGAUGGAGUCAUAAUCGGUCUGUGUUGCAGUUCCAAGACCAAAUCAGUAGCAUUGCAGCUGGCUGAUGGCCAGGUACUUAAGUACCUUUGGGAGGCACCCUCUCUGGCUGUUGAGCCAUGGAAGAACCCGAGUGGAUAUCCUCUUCAAUUUCCGUAUCCAUGCACACAGACUGAAUUGGCCAUGAUUGGAGGAGAGGAGUGUGUCCUUGGUCUGACUGACAGGUAUCGCUUUUUCAUCAGUGACACUGAGGUUGCUUCAAAUAUCACAUCGUUUGCUGUAUAUGGUGAAUUUUUGUUGUUGACAACCCAUUCCCAUACCUGCCAGUGUUUUUGCUUGAGAGAGGCUUCAUUUAACACAUUACAUGCAGGUCUGAGCAGCAGCCAUGCGUCCAGAGCGGGGGAAUCUCUGCGGAAGGUGGAGAGGGGUUCACGGAUUGUCACCGUUGUGCCCCAGGACACCAAGCUUGUAUUACAGAUGCCAAGGGAAGAAGAUGUUACAAAGACCAUGUAUCCUCCGCCGGUUACCAGCACUGCCCAGCCGUCCAAGGAUCCUGAUGGGAAAAAAGUAGACCUUAUCUGCGAUGCUCUGAGAGCAGCCAUGGAGAACAUAAACCCUCACAAGUACUGCCUGUCCAUACUCACCUCUCACGUGAAGAAAACAACCCCAGAACUAGAAAUUGUGCUGCAGAAGGUGCACGAGCUUCAAGGCAAUGCUUCGCCUGUUGCUGAUGCUGUGAGUGCUGAAGAGGCCCUGAAGUAUUUGCUGCUUCUGGUAGAUGUUAAUGACUUGUAUGAUCAUUCUCUUGGGACGUAUGACUUUGAUUUGGUCCUCAUGGUGGCUGAGAAGUCACAGAAGGAUCCCAAAGAAUAUCUUCCGUUUCUUAAUACACUUAAGAAAAUGGAAACUAAUUAUCAGCGGUUCACCAUAGACAAAUACUUGAAGCGCUAUGAAAAAGCCAUUGGGCACCUCAGCAAAUGUGGACCUGAAUACUUCCCAGAAUGCUUAAACUUAAUAAAAGAUAAAAACUUGUAUAAGGAAGCUAUGAAAUUAUUUCCAUCAGACUCGCAGCAGUACAAGGAGAUCAGCGUUGCUUACGGGGAGCACCUGACGCAGGAGCACCUCUAUGAGCCAGCCGGGCUCGUGUUUGCCCGCUGUGGCGCCCACGAGAAAGCUCUCAGCGCCUUUGUGGCUAGUGGCAGCUGGCAGCAAGCUCUCUGCAUGGCAGCCCAGCUUAACUGGACCAAAGACCAGCUGGCGGGCCUCAGCAGAACUCUGGCCGGAAAGCUGGUUGAGCAGAGGAAGCAUGGUGAUGCAGCCACAGUCUUGGAACAGUACGCCCAGGAUUAUGAAGAAGCUGUGCUCUUGUUGUUAGAAGGAGCUGCCUGGGAAGAAGCUCUGAGACUGGUGUACAAAUACAACAGACCCGAUAUUAUAGAAACCAAUGUAAAGCCUUCCAUUUUAGAAGAUGAUGAAGUGCCCCAGGGUCAAGAGUCAGACCUCUUCUCUGAAACUAGCAGUGUCCUGAGUGGCAGUGACAUGAGCGGCAGAUAUUCCCAUAGCAACUCGAGGAUAUCAGCGCGAUCGUCUAAGAAUCGCCGCAAAGCGGAGCGGAAGAAGCAUAGCCUCAAAGAAGGGAGUCCACUAGAGGAUCUGGCCCUUUUGGAGGCACUGAAUGAAGUAGUACAGAGCACUGAAAAAUUGAAAGAUGAAGUACACCAGAUUUUAAAGGUGCUCUUUCUAUUUGAGUUUGAGGAGCAAGGAAUGGAAUUACAGAAGGUCUUUGAAGAUACUCUCCAUCUAAUGGAAAGGUCAAUUCCAGAAAUUUGGACUCGCACCCACCAGCAGAAUUCAGCUACGUCUGUUCUGGGUCCCAAUGCCACUGCAAAUAGUGUCAUGGCCGCUUACCAGCAACAGAAGACUGCAAUUCCUGUUCUUGAUGCUGAGCUUUUGAUACCCCCAAAGAUGGACACAAGAACCCAGUGGAAACUGAGCCUUCUAGAGUGACUGACCCCAGUUAGGAGGACUCCCGCAGAGACCAUUCUCCUUCCGCUCCUCACUCCUCGAGGCCUGGCUGUUGGGAACUGGGAAGAGUAAGACGAUAAUCUACCUGAGCAUCGUAGAGAGCUGCUCUGUACGGCAGGCCCCAGCAGACCCAGUCAGCUCCGUUUUAUGUUCUUUUGUACAUAGUUUUAGUCACUAGCCAAACUUUAGGUUUUAUCCAGUGUAGCAUCAUUUGGCAUAAAUUACUGUUCUUUUGUUUAGUGUGGUUCGAGAGCGUAUUUUUGGUAUUAUGGUAAUCAAAAGAAUGGCUUUUCACACCCAGCUACAAGUCUGAUUCAUUUGGGGAUCUUAGACAAGUCACAUAAUUGAUUUAUGCCUCAGUUAAUUGGGAAUACUGUUUCAUGGCUUCUCCCUCAGAAGUGUGAGGAAAAGAAAAUAAUGUUUUUAAAUGGUGUUAUGUUCCUGGAGGAGAGCGGUUUAUAUAUAUAUAUAUAUACACACACACACACACACCAGGGCUGUUAGUGCUACCAACAUGUGGUGAAAGUUAAUCCCUUAAAUGACUCCUUCACCUUGAACUAAAGCAGAAUAUAUAAAGCUAAAUAUACCCUCUGAAAUCCUAAGCUUUCCCAUGCUGACAGCUGUUAUUCUGUAAUGUCUUACCACGUCAUGUGCUUCCGGUUACAACUGCAGUGGGCUGCUCUCACUUCAGUGUCCGUAGGGACUCUCUUCACUGCCUGUGAUUUUCUGCUAGAGAGUUAGCGGUGUUAGAGCUGGAACAGAUUAGAGUCUGAAACAGUGUCAUGCACGUUUGGUGUGGUGAGCAGUGUGCACAAUUGUACGUUAUUCCUUUUUCUCCAGAUCAGUGUUGCUUUAAACUAAAAGGUGUCUGUCAGUGUCUAGGCCAAUUGAUUUCUUUUUCUUUAUGGUGCUUCACUGGCCUCUUAGUUAUUUUUUUGGGGAAAAAAUGAGGGUGUUUUCUCUUUUGGGUAUGUCUAGAAAAAGCUCAGUUCAUUUAAACAGCUGAUGUCUAAAUGUGGCUGAUUCUUGGGUAAGGUUCAAAUUUUCUUCCAUGCUUUUAGUACUAGAACAAGCCCUUCAUGACUGUACAUGAACUGAAAAUUCCGGUCCUCGGAAUAUGGGUAUGCCCAGAACUGUAGUGAAAGACGGUCCCUGCUGGUCUAAUUAAGCUUUCCUGUGUGUCUGAAAAUUUUCACAAAGUAACAUUAAAAAAUGGUAUUUCCCACCCUA
Suricata suricatta (meerkat) is the source of this 5205-nucleotide messenger RNA. RefSeq names its product elongator complex protein 1 (gene ELP1). Bases 412 to 3957 code for a protein of 1181 amino acids. The record is from RefSeq and is a predicted model, not a curated record. Gene Ontology annotation, biological process: tRNA wobble base 5-methoxycarbonylmethyl-2-thiouridinylation. Gene Ontology annotation, cellular component: cytosol; elongator holoenzyme complex. The transcript is spliced from 34 exons. NCBI's taxonomy places the organism in Eukaryota, Metazoa, Chordata, Mammalia, Carnivora, Herpestidae. Gene Ontology annotation, molecular function: tRNA binding; protein binding.